AAAUGAUUUUUUUCAGCUGAAAACACACACACACAUGACGAGAAUGCUAUUGAAACCAGAAUGAACUCUACUGAGUGUAAAUAGGCAAAUGUAUGUUGUCCACAUGUUUUUAUGAAGAUGAUUUGAAUUUUGUCGAAAUUAAAAUUUCGGAAAAAAAUAUGAGCAAUUUAAGCCCAUAUCAACGUGUACAACAAUGGAUGGUAUUCGCCCGUCAAUGGUGGUUAUUUGAUGCAAAACAACAGGAUGUAUUCGAUGCUGCACAGAUGAUAGCACGAUAUUUACAUGGACGUCAUAAACCAAUUUAUGAUACCGAACAAGAUGUUGGUGAUCAUGUUGUCGUCAUGAAUGCUAAACAUUGUUCAAUGCCAUUCGAUGAAUGGCGUUAUCGUUAUUAUUUUCAUCAUUCACAUUAUUCUGGUGGUAAAAAAUGGACCCAAGCAUAUGAAUUACAUCAAAAAGAUCCAAAUCUUAUAAUGUAUAAAGCAAUCUAUAAAGCAUGUGGUAAUAUUGGCUUAAAACGACAUGAUCUAAUUGCACAUCUACAUAUUUAUCCAGAUGAAAAUGUACCCGAACACAUUAUGAAGAAUAUAACCGAUCAUAUACGACAAUUACGUCCAGUUCAUAAAUCAAUUGAUGAAUAUUCUGAUGAUGAGAUAAGAAAUUAUCCAAAAAUAUUUGAUUAUUCUGAUGAUUAUACAAAAAAAUAAUUUGAUUGAUUAAAAUUGUAGUUUAUCUGUUUACUGAAU
This is a messenger RNA of Dermatophagoides farinae (American house dust mite), 746 nucleotides long. The record is from RefSeq and is a predicted model, not a curated record. NCBI's taxonomy places the organism in Eukaryota, Metazoa, Arthropoda, Arachnida, Sarcoptiformes, Pyroglyphidae.